CACUUUCAGUUUUACUGCUAACUUCUGAGCAUGAGAAUGUGUUUUGUGCGAUCGCAUUGACGCUAGCAGACCGACCGUUCUUUUGCAAAACGAAAAGAAAGAAACAAAAUUAUUGUUGAUCACAACAAAAUAUUGUGUGCUUAUGUAUGUAUAUGAAUGUGCCAAAACAGAAAAAUACAAAUAUAAUAAUAACAAAAGCGUCCGCUAAUGAGUGAUGGUUAAAAACACGAAACAAAGAGUAACAACAACAACAAGGUGAAAUAAGAAAUAAUUUUGUUUCUAUUGUUAAUGGUGAUUUUUCAAAGUGUUUGUGAUAUUAAAAAUAUAAAAAUAAAAUAUUUUCAACGAAUUUGAGAAUUACCGUGACACUUCAACAGCGAACGUCUUAAAAGACCGACACUUUUGGCGACAACUCAGUACGCGUUCGAUCGGCGCUCGACGUGGACGUCAAUUACGGGAAGUGCUCCAUAAAACAAUUUAGUGGUCUCGCAGCAAUUUUAUUUGAGUUCAGCGAUCGAGAUGUUUCACAGCUGCUUCCGCUUAGCGCUUGUCGCGUGUUUCCUUAGCGUCACUUUGGCGCGCUUCCAUUCACGCAGCCAAUUGGCCGCAUCACAUCUGGCCGCCUAUGCGUUUAAGGCUAACGACAAUACACGCAACAAUAUUCGUCCAACACCCGAGGAGUACAACGCUGAUCGCAGCAAAUUCUUCCGCUAUGAGGAGUCCAUGGGUCUGGGUGCCGAGAUCGAGUUGAAUGAUCGCGAACUCCAAGCCAAUCAAAUCAUUAUGGCAGCCAAGGGGAAGGAAUAUGAGGAAGGACUUGUGACGCCACAUCUUUUCAAACCGUCCAAACAUUUCUUCAGCGUGUUGGAGGCCAUAGCAAAAACGCAGCUAUUCUCUUACAUGCAGGCAAUGCCGAAGGGAGGUGUACUGCAUUCACACGAUACAGCCAUGUGCAGCACGGACUUCUUGAUCAAGCUCACGUAUCGUGACAAUUUAUGGGUUUGCGAGUCUAGCGGCAGUUUGGAAGCGGUGUCGCUGCGUUUUGCCAGAACUAAGCCGGCAAUUGUAGUUGAGGGUGCGGAUUGCGCGUGGACGCCGUUGGCAACGAUGCGCAGUAGGCGUGGCGCUGCAGCGGUCGAUAACUAUUUACGUGAACGCUUCACUCUGUAUCCAAAGGAGACGUUCUUGGAUAACAAUGAAGCUUGGAAGACCUUUAUGGAAAUAUUUAGCCUACUGGAUGGUUUGCUUACUUAUGCUCCCGUCUGGGCUGAUUAUUAUUACAACGCUUUGAAGGAGUUUCGUGCCGAUGGUGUGCAAUAUUUGGAAUUCCGCAGCACACUGCCACAGCUCUAUGAUUUGGAUGACGGAGAAUAUACUGAACUCGACACAGUCCGGAUUUACACAGAAACUUUGGAGAAAUUUAUGAAGGAAUAUCCGGACUUCAUCGGCUCAAAGAUGAUAUAUGCGCCCAUUAGAAAUACAAGUCCCGAAACAGUUGAACAAUAUAUACGUAUCUGCAUCGAGAUCAAGGCUAAGUAUCCCGAUUUCGUAGCUGGUUUUGAUUUGGUUGGUCAAGAGGAACUCGGUCGUCCACUGAAAGACUUCAUACCGCAAUUACUUAGCGUGCCAGCCGAUAUUGAUUUCUACUUCCAUGCCGGUGAGACGAAUUGGAAUGGCGCAGCCGUUGAUGAAAAUCUAAUUGACGCUGUUUUGCUCGGUACCAAACGUAUUGGACACGGUUUCGCGCUCACCAAACAUCCGCAUGUCUUGCAGGCGCUGAAAGAGCGCAACAUUCCCGUGGAGAUUAAUCCCAUAUCCAAUCAAGUCUUACAGCUUGUCACCGACUAUCGCAACCACCCCUGCUCACAUUUGUUUUCGGACAAUUUCACAGUUGUGAUCUCUUCAGACGAUCCAUCAUUUUGGCGUGCAACACCACUCUCACACGAUUUCUAUAUUGCCUUCUUGGGUAUCGCUUCGGCGCAUGCCGAUAUGCGUUUACUAAAGAAAUUGGCGAUCAAUUCGCUCGUGUACAGCGCCUUAAAUGAGCAACAACAAGAGUUGGCGCUGCAAAAAUGGCAAUUGCAAUGGGACAAAUUCAUCGAGAAAAUCAUAGAGGGUGAUACAGAUGGCGCUGCUGGUCGCCUGCAGACGAAUCGGAUCGAUUGACUAGCACGGGUGGUGGCGGCGUUCAUAUUGUUACCCGGUGUGCUCAUGCGUUUGAUGCGUUGGCUGUGAGAGUACUCACAAAUGGGAUGGAAAUUCAAGAGAUUGGUAGAUGGAGGAAAGAAAAGCGCAUGUGUAGUGGUGACAAUAACGUCAGUCGGUUCAUAGACAUAUAUAUGUAUUUACUUUAUAUAUAUUUGUUUAAUUCAAAAAUAUUAAUUUUAAGACAAGAAGAGAUUCUAAAACAGUGUAUAGAUUUAGAUCUAUACUACUAUACAUACAAAGGUAUAUAUCUGAAAUCGAGGACUGCCGUCGAAGUUAGUUAAUUUCUUAAAUGUAUUUUCAUGGAACUCGAGGCCUCGAAGCUUGGUGAUUAAUCACUUGUUAAUUUUUAAUACAAAAAUGUAAGCGUUGAGUAUUAGGGCGACAUUCCUAUGAAAGUUUUUUUUUAUUUUUUCCUAUGAAAGUUUCUUUUAUUUAUAUACAAUACAUACAUUUAUGUAGCAGUAAGUUAGAGAGUAAGUAGCAGAUAGUCUAUAUUGUGUUAUGGUUAAAGCUUUCCAAUAAGAAACAGGGAGUUAACGUUUAGGCGUAAUUCUUUUUAAGUUGAUAUAGUAUGAACUUUAAACACUUUUAUUUUAUGUAAGUUUUAGUUUUGCUUUAAUUCGGUGGAUAAAAAGUAUAUGAUUGUAUCUUUAAAUGACAAAUGGCUUCCAAAGCCAAGCAAAGAUGACGACAAUCGCAUUAUGAUCGGAUUUGAACUAAUCGGAUUCUGAACUAAGUUGUAUCUGUUGUUAUAUAUUAUUAUAUUACUUAUUGAUAUUGCUUUGCUUUACACAUUUGUAAGUUGAAAUAUUUUAUUCUAGAAAAUCGAUUUUGAUAAGUAAUGACGAUAAGUUCUUUUUAGAGCAUUUUUUAGGGUAUAUGUAUAUUAAAAAUAAUUAAUAAAAAAUUUAAUGAAAUAAAGUUAUCAUGUAUAUAUGUAUGUAAUAUUAGCUAAUCAAAAAUGUAAUAAAAAUCGUCUAAAUUAAA
Zeugodacus cucurbitae (melon fly) is the source of this 3195-nucleotide messenger RNA. RefSeq names its product adenosine deaminase 2. The transcript is spliced from 4 exons. The record is from RefSeq and is a predicted model, not a curated record. The coding region runs from base 520 to 2166 and encodes 548 amino acids. Gene Ontology annotation, biological process: adenosine catabolic process; inosine biosynthetic process. Gene Ontology annotation, molecular function: adenosine deaminase activity. NCBI's taxonomy places the organism in Eukaryota, Metazoa, Arthropoda, Insecta, Diptera, Tephritidae.